AGGGAACAAGCUAGCUAACAUCUACUCUAAGCUAUCGCUUGUCACUUUAUUGUUCACUCGCAAGUUCAGCAGAAACUGACUGAGCUGAAGCUAGAUACGUUUCCCAACGUGGGCUCGUAAGGUGUACUUGAAAGUGUGUUGUUGUAUAUUUGAGAUUGCCAGACCAUGCGUUUCAUCAUAACAUCGAAGCACAAACUUCGCUGGCUUUAGCUAGCAUGUUGCUCCACUGUUAUUGUUAAUUCUCCAGCCAGACCUGGCGCUCGUGUGGUUGUUGUUGUUGUCGCGCACUCCAAUGCUGAAUCACGAGAUGGGCUCGUUGAUUGUGAACGGUUUACACUUUAUGCAAUAAAUUUUAUUUGGAUCAUUAUUGUUCCUGGUACAGAACUGUAACUUAGGUGACAUUGUGUCGUAAAUGUAUGUGCAGCAACAAAUUUCGCAGUGCUCAAAUGACAAGGUAACUGAAUGGUACAUGUCUGCAAUCUCGCAGGGGAAUGCUUUCAAGCAGAUACUCAUAAGAUGUUUUUGUCAUAUGUACGCAUCUCCUAAUCGAAAUUCCUCAGUGUUUGCCCCUGACCGCUGGCGACAGACCCUCAGGAAUCUGCUGUUAUGUCUUCCCCUCUCCUCACAUGCAGUUGUUUGUGUGCAGAGUGACUUUGAGUACAUUUAUCACGUUGGACAAGCUCUGUCACCUGUGAUAAUCCUGGUUUUGAGCAAAUAGCUUGUUUUUUUUGUCGGCUGUUUCGGUAAUGAUCGAGUACCAGCCAGUUGUUUUUCCCUUGCACCCUUGUGGCCACUCAGUCCGAAGUGGACACACAAACAGCCCGCAUGAUUGUGCAAUACUGGCCCUGUUAAUGUAAUUGCCGUCAAGCAUUGUUAAAUAAAGAAAAAUACUGAGUUUAACCAUGAUAUUUCUGGAUGUCUGUCAGUGUCACAGGUUGACAUGAUUACAAGAGAUACAUUUUCAUGUUUUUUCCAAUUUUACACCCAUGUUUAGUCUGCAUGCAAAGUUUGGGGUGAAAGGUAAAACAUGCUCCUAGAGAGUUCAAAUAUAUACCAUGGCAGUGUUUUACUAGUCAGCAUAUACUUUCAGUAAGUCUAAAUUUGGCUCUGUUUGAGAAUUUGUUGGAGUUACCAUUUCUAUAUUAAUGGGGUUAGAAACAUACCAAACUUGGACCAGCUGAAGCUGUAUAGUUUUCAGGAACCCAUUAGUUCAACCUGGAUUGUGUUCAGACUCUAGCUCCAUAAUUAAAUUUCUGACUGAUAUGACGGGCCUCACAACAUGCAAAUAUUAGUUGUCUUUAUGUCUUUGUAACAGACAGAUCCUUCUAUCCACCUCGAUGAGUGUAUAUACUUUGAGACUAAAAAUGAGGUCACUUCAAACUGACAACAAUUCUGAGAAAGAUGAGUUAUGUGCUUGCUUGGCAGUUGAGGGUUAUCACUAUCAUUGGAUGUACAGAGGUCCUUUUGUCAGUAAUGUCUUGUUCUCAAAUACACUGUGGCUCACAAGCAUUCCACAGAUUUCAGGAUGUGGUGUAGUGUGCGCAGUGGAUAGCUGUCUGGAGCCCCGGAGAUGAUCAUGGGUAGAACUCAUUAAUGCCUGCAUUUGCCAGGAGCACAGGCUGUAGAUUACAGAUGGACUGUUCUCUAGCAUUUCCUAACUGCAUCCUGUCUCUGCCCACACCUGCUUUAGAGAAAUUAGUGCUGCUCUCACAUUCUGUCCCUCUCAUCUGUUAUUUCCUUUUUAACAAUAGGAUCUCUGUAACUGCUAAAACUAUGGCAAUAGAUGUUACUGAUACGCUGCAGGAGUAAGAUCGUGUAAGAUGAUAAAUGAUAGAGAAGGAAAGGAAAGAUAGUUAAGUUAUAGAAUAACAGUGUUCGUCUAUUUGAUUUGACAGUUAUGAUGUGCACAACUGCAAGAAGCUGAAAUGCAAGUUGAAUGUGACAAAGGUUUGACUCUCUACAGUUUCAGAUUAAAUUUCAAAGGUGGAGCAGACCGCUGCCUGCACUGCAUUUAUGAUGCAAGUGGAAUAAGGUGAAAAACAUGUCAUUACACCAUUUACCUUCAGCCCACAGUCUGCAAGCAGUGUCUACAUUUAGAUCAUGUGACUUGUUGUGAUUAAUGGCAUGAGCUUCCACUGGUACAAUAAGGUGUUUUCUUAGACUGAGGAUGUUCCGUGGUGUCAAGUAAUUUAUAUGGCCAGAUAGUAAAACGUUAUUCUUGUUAAUUUCAUUCCUUUCAUUCAUUUUCUAUCAUAAUCAUAAUUGUGCUUUGGCAACACAUGUCAAAUAUCAUGCCAAUAAAGCCUAUUGAGUUGAAUUGAAUAGUAAGCACAACAGUGUUGAAAUGCACUGCCUUUCUGAUUCCUGUGAAUCAAAGUGGCUGUGCUUUGCACAGUUACAUGUAGGAAAGGAUUGGAGGUCCACUCCUGGCAAUGUUGCACUGUUCCAGAGAAGGGUGGGGUCAAGUACGUCAUGUUCAUUGUUUCUGAAUUCUGUAGGAUAACAUAAUCUGAUCCCUGCAUCAGCUCUGCCUGUUUAUUAGAGAUUGACAGCAGGUCAGAAAUGCAUACUGUUGUGUGCAUCAGCUACACUUACAUUGAGAUUUGGGUACAUGUACAUAUAUUCUUAUUUCCUCACUAGUUAACCCUGGGCUGAAAUUAGUAGCCAGCAGACAUGUCCUUUUUACAGUGGGGGGUAAUCAAAAUCUGGAUUUAGCCUACCUAGCAUCAGUUACGCCAGCGUGACCUAAUUGGUGCAGAGUGUGCUCUUACAAAACCCGGGGCACCUUCUUUUCCUUUUCCUCUCUUAAAAAAAAAUCCCCUUUAGUUUGGACAUUGUGAGCAAGUAUGCUCACUAACCAGCUGUGUACUAUUCAGCUGUGGGCCUCACAGGCCACGUGUCACAGCUUUACAAUAGAGUGCCCCUUCCUGGUACAAUAGUGUGGAUGGUUGGUGUCAAAGGUCAGGCCCCCCUGACUCUGGCAGCCCUUGGUAUCCCUGCAUCAGUCGCUAUACAGAAAAGACUCUCGAUUUUGUUCUGUUUAUUAUGCACACAGUGUUUAUGCCUAGGGGCUCUAGCAUUCCACUGGCCUUUAUUGGAGCCCCAAUGAGCCAUCAGAUGAGCCAUUGAGACCAGCCAGACACCAUCUGCAGUUUUAAUUCACUAGUGGCAGCCAGGCAGGGACAGCUUGAAGACCAUAGUGUGGCUAUGGUUAACUUCAGGGCAUGCAGGCCAGUAACUUUCUCUGUGUGGCAUGCAAGUAGGUUUAGGAAAAAGCAAAGAAUUCAGAAAAGGAAUUUGCGCAGUCUUUUCUGCAGCAGCACAAUCUGUGCUUGAAUUGUCUCAUGGCAACCAAACAAACAACCGGCAGUGAUGGCGUCAUUGGUUCCGCUGUCAUUCCUGAGUAAUUUAGUCAUGCUGUUCUGCGUAGACAAGUGUCUUUUUAAAACUUGGUCUUGUUCCCUCUCACAUGCAUGUACUAUUUCUGUCCUCAGACACCACUCACCCGUGCACGCUUUGGACUGUUUACAAAUGUGCGCACAAUUUGAGCUUACUUGUGAUGGACACAGUGGGAGGUUGAUGGCAUUUACUCUAUCUGCUUUCUUUAUGCAGUUUCCUGAUACCUGUGUCGAUUUUUACAUUGCAAGAGCACAGUGAUUUGUCUGUUGUUGUGCUAAAUGCCUUAUUGUAACACACAAGAUUGCUUAGUGUGCCUUCUUGUGCCUGCAUGCUGAAAAGAUCACUGUCGUGUAGUGCUCCUGCAGAACAAGCCCCUUCACAGUUUCCCAUACAAUACACUCAUAAAGGCACCAGUGUUCUUUCAUGCACGAGUUAUUCUGUAAUUUCAGGACUGUGGUUAAGAUGGCUGUGCUAUUGACGUUAUUCUUGCGGUAUGUUUCGUUUUUGAAGCCGUGUUUGCAUCUGGAAUCUUAUGGCAUUUAAGGUUGCAAGGUUUGCAGCAGGUGUCUGUCUGCCAUGCAUGUAGUUCAACAGCUGCUCCCAGGGGACUGUGUGUGUGUGUGUGUGUGUGUGUGUGUGUGUGUGGAGACAGAUUCUGCAGUGGGACAGAUGGGCAAUAGAAGUCUGGACUCUCUCUAUGUUGCUCCUUGAAAAGCCUAAGCAAGUGAUUUCCAGAUUAGCCCCCCGCCCUUAACACUCACACACUCCCCUAGUGAGUGUGUGCCCCUUUCAACUCCGUCUACACAGACGCUAACUGGCGCGUGUUGGGGAAUGCCUUUCAGUCAGAUGAUCGAUGGAGGGACACAUGGUGACCAGCAUAUAGAAACACUCAUUUCAUGCCCCUCCUCUUCUUUCUCUUUUUGUUUUUGUUGGCGGGGUCAGACCUUCCAACCUUUCCCUCUAAUCCUAUUAAAAAACCCUCAGAAAAGCAUUAGAAAGCAAAGCUCUGACAUUGUAAUCUGGAAAGGCAUGUUGCUUGCACUCUCCGUUUUCUUUUCUUUUUUUUCUUUGCCUUUUUUCCCAGAGGGAAGUGUUUAAAGUGAUUAUAGUGUUUCCUUUUUGCAGAACUGGAGGCAACAUAUUCUGCUAUGGCCUUUUAUUAUCUGAAAUUUGCUGUCAGAAUGUUGUUAAGCAACCACAAUGUUCACAUCUUCAUUGUUGCUCAAGAUUUACUAUAGUCACGUGAAUGUGACAUGCUGUUUUGCAUUAGCACUCUGUUUGCAGAGGGUCCAGCAACUUCUACACACUUUGGGCAGGCCAAGCCAGUGGAAGAUGCAUCCCAACAGAACUCUGAGGUGGGUGAAUCCUGGGACUCUCCCAGUGAGGAAGAGGAAGCUCUGUAUGGCACCUCACCUCCUUAUACCCACCGUCAGAUAAAACGCAUGUCUGGCAAACAUCACAGGAACAGCCAGGCAAGGAGUGCUGGUCGGUCUCCCAACAAGGCGGAGCUUAUCCCAUCUGUCCUGAGAGAGAGUCUUAGGCCAGCGGAGACCCCUGAGGAGCACAGCUACAAGCAGGGUAAGAAGCAGAGGGCCACACUGCGUUCCACAGAGAGAGACCACAAGAAGACCUUUGAAGGCUCCUUCAUGCUGGAUCCACUCUCAAAGUCAAGCCCUUUCGGUGCCCUCAGCAUGGAUCCCAGGAAGCAUUACUUGAGCUUAGGCUGCAGCAGUUGCAAACUUCCCGUGUCCAUGCCCCAUAUUGCCCGGACCCACCGCCAGACCUCCAGGACAGACUGUCCUGCCGACCGCCUCAAGUUCUUUGAAACUCUGCGGCUGCUGCUCAAGCUCACGUCUAUGUCCUCCAAGAGGAAGGAGAAGGAGCAGAGAGGCCUGGAGAACAUGGCCUUCAUGGGUCACAACAAUGAGGUCAUUUGGUUGGAGCUGCAGGCUUGGCAUGCACGACGCUCCACCAGCGACCAAGACCUUUUUCUUUUCACUGCCCGCCAGGCCAUCCCUGACAUCAUAAAUGAGGUCCUGCACUUUAAGGUCAACUAUGCCAGCCUGAGAGGGGCCCAGUGUUCAGGGUCUCAAACAAUCCAGGGAGACUAUCAAAGUGUCCCAGAUCUAGUCUGUGGAGAGGAGAGGGAGCCUGCUGUAGCAGAGACCAACCACUGUGGAGUAGAUCCCUGGGGCUUUAGCGCCUUCCCCUCAUCAGCGAUGAAUGCAGCAGAGCCUCUGGGCUCUGGUGCUGAUUGCAGGGAGCACCUUCAGCGCCAGCGGCUGGCAUUCGAGCAGGUCAAGCGUGUUAUGGAGUUGCUGGAGUCUCUGGAAGCUUUGUACCCUUCUUUGCAGGCCCUGCAGAAGGACUAUGAAAAGUAUGCAGCACGAGACUUCCAGGGCAGGGUGCAGGCACUCUGUCUGUGGCUCAAUAUCACCCAGGACCUCAACCAGAAGCUGCGCGUUAUGGCCACUGUGUUGGGCCUCCAUGAUCUAUCCCGUAUCGGGUGGCCUGUGUUUGAGAUCCCUUCACCUCGCUGCUCCCGUGGCAAUGAAGAAGAGGAGAAUGAGGAAGAUGAGGAGAAUGACUCGACAGCCACUUUUACAGCUGAAAGUGAUGGAGAGGACAGGGAUGCUGAGGAGGAGCGGGGAUUGGGACAUGUAGCAGAGGGAGAGUUGUCUCCCUCCCUGACUCCUAAAUUUGCCCGAUUGUUGUCAGAAGAGGAGUUUCUCCCAACUGCUACUGCAGGAAGUGCAGAAGCGGUUGCGGGAGGGGGACUAUUCUGCCCCACAGCCAUCUACAGACCGUUUGUAGAUAAAGCUCUGAAACAGAUGGGACUGCGUAAACUGAUCCUCAGACUGCACAAACUGAUGGACCGUUCUCUUCAGAGGUCCAGAGCAGCGCUGCUCCGUCACACUACUGCACUGGAGUUUUCAGACUUCCCAGACCCCAUGUUGUACAGCGAUUACCUGCCAGAGCUGUCACGCCAUGUGUCGUGCAGUGGUCCGGCUCAUCCAGAGCUUGGGGCAGACCAGGUUUCCUGGGAGGAUUUGCUGGACAUGGACCUCCCAUCCUUCCGACCAGCGUUCCUCGUGCUGUGCAGAGUCCUCCUCAACGUCAUUCACGAAUGCCUUAAACUGCGACUUGAACAGAGGCCUGCUGGAGAGCCUUCACUGCUCAGCAUCAAACAGUUGGUGCGUGAGUGCAAGGAGGUUCUUAAAGGUGGUCUUCUGAUGAAGCAGUAUUAUCAGUUCAUGCUGCGGGGUGUGGUGACUGAUGCUCAGGGCUUGCAGACAAAUGCCAAUAUUGAUGAGUUUGAAGAGGACCUUCACAAGAUGCUGGUGGUCUACUUUGACUACAUGCACAGUUGGAUCCAGAUGUUGCAGCAGCUGCCUCAGGCCUCUCACAGCUUGAAGAACCUGUUAGAGGAGGAGUGGCACUUCACCAAGGUCAUUACUCCUUACAUCCGUGGAGGGGAGGCCCAGUCUGGGAAGCUUUUCUGUGAUAUUGCUGGGAUGUUGCUUAAAUCCACUGGAGAGUUCCUUGAUGCCGGCCUGCAAAAGAGUGGUAAUGAAUUCUGGGAAAGUGCAGACGACAGCACCGCCUCAGAUGAGAUCAGGCGGUCGGUUAUCGAGACUAGUCGGUCACUUAAAGAGCUGUUCCACGAGGCCAGGGAGCGAGCAUCCAAGGCUCUGGGCUUUGCCAAAAUGCUUCGCAAGGACUUAGAAGUUGCUGCGGAUUUCAGUAUCACUAACGGGGUGACUUGUCUCCUGGAGGCACUGAAGAAGAGAAACUAUGUCAAGGUUCAGAUUCCAGGCUUGGAGGAGCUGCAAGUUUUUGUCCCCUGUGGCUUGAUGGAUCAGCGGCCUCUCAUACUGCAGCUUCUCAAUGCUGCUGCUGGCAAAGACUGCUCCAAAGAGCCUGAUGAAAUUGCAGAGGACGAGACCUACCUGCUCAUGAGUAAACACGGAGCUGGGGACUCCACUACUGAUUCUGACUGGGCUCAGUGGGACGGAGAGCUGCUCAAACUGGUCCCCCAGGUGGAAACUGUUGACACUUUCAGGGCCAUGAAGGUGGAGAACAUGCUCUUGAUAGUGAUGCAGUCAGCUCACCUGGUGGCUCAGCGAAAGGCCUUUCAGCAGUCCAUGGAGGAUGUGCUCACUCUUAGCCGGGAGCAAACAUCUAGUCAACCUCUCAUUGCGAGUGCUCUGGAGGAGCUCAAGGAUGAGGCACUACAGCUAUGCAUUAAGAUCAGCACUGCCAUUGACCGCGUAGAGUACAUGUUCACCACAGAGUUUGAGGCAGAGGUGGAGGAGUCCGAGUCAGCCACUCUGCAUCAGUACUACAGGGAGGCAAUGAUACAGGGCUACAAUUUUGCCUUUGAGUACCACAAGGAGGUGGUACGCCUGAUGUCGGGGGAGUUCAGGCAGAGGAUCGGGGAACGCUACAUAGCUUUUGCCCGCAAGUGGAUGACCUAUGUCCUGACCAAAUGUGAGAGUGGCAGGGGCACCAAGCCCAGGUGGGCGACUCAGGGUUUCGAUUUUCUUCAGGCUAUCGAACCUGCCUUUAUAUCAGCAUUGCCAGAGGAUGACUUCCUGAAUUUACAAGCUUUGAUGAAUGAAUGUAUUGGACAUGUGAUUGGAAAACCUCAUAGCCCAGUCACCGGCCUGUACAUUGCUCCUAGGAAUAGUCCUCGUCCUGUAAAGGUCCCUCGCUGCCAUAGUGACCCACCAAACCCUAAUCUGUUCAUCCCUAAUGCUGAAGGUUUCAGCUCUCGAAGUCUCCCCUGCGACCUCCGGAACCAGCUGUUCCCUAAUGGCCCUCGCCCUGUCCCUCAGGGCCCGGGGGAACACAACCACACCAAAGCACCCAGCAGCAGCCCCAAUGACGUCAGGGGAUCCAGUUUCCAUGAGAAUGACCGUCUGUCGUCAGUUGCAGCAGAGUUGCAUUUCAAAUCUCUGAGCCGCCACUCCAGCCCCACAGAGGACAAAGAAGAACCCUCCUAUCCUAAGGGAGACCCUAACAGCGUUGCACGCCGAAGCUGGGAGCUCCGCACCUUUAUCAGCCAGUCCAAGGACACAGCAGCACGACAAAGCCCCAUGGAGGCCGUCCGUCGCUCCAUUCGCAAGUUCGAGGACAAACGCUAUGCUGUGAUGAAGCAACGCAACAUCAUCGGCCAAGUGUGUCACACACCCAAGUCCUAUGACAACGUCAUGCACGUUGGGCUCAGGAAGGUGACCUUCAAGUGGCAGAGGGGCAACAAGAUAGGUGAGGGCCAGUACGGGAAGGUGUACACCUGCAUCAAUGUCGACACUGGAGAACUAAUGGCCAUGAAGGAGAUCCGAUUCCAGCCGAAUGAUCACAAAACAAUCAAAGAGACAGCAGAUGAGCUGAAGAUAUUUGAAGGCAUUAAACACCCAAACCUGGUGCGAUACUUUGGAGUUGAGCUCCAUCGGGAGGAGAUGUACAUCUUCAUGGAGUACUGUGAUGAGGGCACUCUGGAGGAGGUGUCCAGACUGGGGCUACAGGAACAUGUCAUCAGGCUCUAUAGUAAACAGAUCACAACAGCAAUCAAUGUCCUCCAUGAACACGGCAUUGUCCACCGUGAUAUCAAGGGAGCCAACAUCUUUUUGACGUCAUCAGGGCUGAUUAAGCUGGGUGACUUUGGCUGUUCAGUUAAGUUGAGGAACAACACUCACACCAUGCCAGGGGAGGUGAACAGCACUCUAGGCACAGCAGCAUACAUGGCACCUGAAGUCAUCACCAGAGCAAAGGGUGAAGGUCAUGGACGAGCAGCGGACAUCUGGAGUUUGGGCUGCGUUCUCAUUGAGAUGGUGACUGGAAAGAGGCCUUGGCACGAGUAUGAGCACAACUUCCAAAUCAUGUACAAAGUGGGCAUGGGCCAUAAACCCCCCAUCCCAGAGAAGCUGAGCACAGAGGGGAAGGACUUCCUCGGCCACUGUCUAGAGAGUGAACCCAAACGCCGCUGGACAGCUAGCAUGCUGCUAGACCACCCGUUUGUCAAGGUUUGUACGGAUGAAGAGUGAAUGGAACCUCUGUGGCUUUUAAGUUUACAUAUAUUAAAGCACUACUGUACAUGCUGUUGGCAAAAGGAAAGUAAAAAAGAACUGUGGAUGCGGAGAAGAGGAAGUUACAGCUGAAGGCACAUGGAGUUAAACUGAGGAACUAAUACAAUAUCAUUUCAGAGGACAACUGGACCUACGGAGUAUAGGGUUGUUGUGUCUUUAUGUACCCAUGGACUGGGGGGAGGAGGGGCCAGGGUGGGACUGUACAUACUGUAAGAAUAGGAUUGGCUUUAAUUCUUGUAUAAACAAUAUUGUAAAGUUAAAGUAACUAUUUGUUCUCACUGGUGAAGAGACCUCUGAAAAGGCAUUGAGGAAUACUUUUUUUUUUUUUUUUUUUACAUAUGGGAGGGGGUGGGUGGGGGGACAAAAUCUAUGGCACUUUUAAACUGUUUACCCAAGGGGCAGUUGAGUAGAGGAGGGAGGAAUCUUAUUUCCUUUGAGGCUGAAAAAGCUGUGGUAAGCCUCACCGAAUGGAAGGAGACGCCGGUUUACCUUUAUGAAAUGAACACCAUCCAAAUAUUCAAAUUAAUUUAUCACUUGUCAUUUGGCAAGCGCGGGCACUAGGAAGGAUUUUUUUUAAAUGUAUUUUUCUUUGCCUUUGUUGAGGAGUAAAUGUCAAAUUGGAGCAAUGUUCAAGUCUACUGGUCGCCGGUGAAGAGCUGUUCACGUGACUGGAGCGUAGCCAACUGAGAGGAGAAACAGGGCCUGCUCUCCCUCCCUGCUGCUGAACACAAAACAUCCACACAACAAAACACAGACACUGACACACACCACAACUUCUGGUCCUCUGCUGCUCUUACAGUGUUUGCUAUGUACAAACAAUAUUAAUAAACCAAUCGUUUUUUUUUUUUUUUUUUAAUGAAAUGUGUAUUUUCUUCCAUCAUGAAAAUGCCAUUUAGUAGUAGUAUUACAUUACUAUCAGAGGUAGGUAGUUUCAUUUUGAGUUGACAGUAAAACCUGCAUUGAAAGAUAUGCAUUCUUAUUUGAGGCAUAAUAUUUUUUUAAUAGAGUUUCCCAAAACAAGUUGAACACAAGCUGCCUGGUACUGUCCAGUUUCAUGAUCUUCAGCUUCUGAAUCAUAGCGUUAAGACAAAAAACAGAUGUGGAGACUCGUGAUUGCUAUUCUGUUGGCAGAAGCUUUCAGAUUGGGAGCUGUGCAAAGAAGCAGCUCUGAGUAGGUCAGGAGUCUUUAGUUGUUUGCAGGAACCUUCUUAUUCCCAUAUCUUGAGCCUCUGUCAGUCUCCAUCUGGCCAAUCAUCCAGCGAGCUUCCAGUGAAGGAAAGAUUCAGAAAGGGUACAUUUAGAAUAUUAUUUGAGCAAGUCACAAAGAAGUGGUGACAGACUAAAGGCUUUCCAGUAUCAGAACUUUUCACAGUUUGCUUUCCUUGAAUAAAAACUGUUUUCAAAAUGC
Molecule: messenger RNA, 10896 nt
Organism: Siniperca chuatsi (mandarin fish)
Lineage: Eukaryota; Metazoa; Chordata; Actinopteri; Centrarchiformes; Sinipercidae
Gene: map3k4
Product: mitogen-activated protein kinase kinase kinase 4
Exons: 27
Coding region: 4653-9446 (1597 amino acids)
Biological process (GO): MAPK cascade; protein phosphorylation
Molecular function (GO): protein kinase activity; ATP binding
Source: RefSeq, a predicted model, not a curated record